AGGGGCUGGGUGUUUUUUCACACAACAGGUAAAACGUGAAGACACUCAGUGACGCAAAGCACGUUACAGUAAGAGAGCACCUGUGCAACACGUGUGAACAGUGAGCUUCACUCUCCCACCGGAGCAGCGAUGUGAAGACCAGGUUUGAACUGGAGACUCAACUUGAAGAGGCACAAGAUGAUGCCUUGGAUUUAGCUGACCCACAUGAGUGAUAUGAAUAACACGCUGGACGAAAUACACACUUCUGGAAGCCUUGGAGAGAAAGCAGAGAUUUUUCACAGUGGCAAGGGUAAUGUGAGUGGCUUUCCCAACCCAGCCCUCAUCCCUUUGCGAGCUCCUUUACUAACACCAAAUGCCCAGAAGAUCAAGACUACGCUCUGCAAGGGGAACAGGAGCAAUAAAGAGGGAGAGGAGUCAUUCUCUUCUCCUGUUCCAAACCCUUUUCCUGAGCUUAUCCCCUCGACCAUCUCCCCUCUUGUCUCAGAAUGUUUAUUACCAUGGACCAAAAGUAGCGCAUCUCAGGUAAUUAAAGUUUAUAGUGAAGAUAACACUAGCAGAGCAGUAGAGGUCCCCACUGACAUCACUGCACGGGACAUAUGCCAGCUCUUCAUCUUGAAGAACCACUGCAUUGAUGACCACAGCUGGACUCUCUUUGAACACCUCUGCCAUCUUGGAAUAGAGAGAACCAUCGAAGAUCAUGAGUCUGUUAUGGAGGUCCUGUCAGGCUGGGGAAUGGACACAGACAGCCGGCUGUGUUUUAGGAAGAAUUAUGCUAAAUAUGAAUUCUUCAGGAAACCUCUGGACUUUUUCCCAGAUCACAUGGUUUCCAUAUCCAGUGAAACCAAUGGGAUGGUGGAUCACUCUCAACUUAUACAGACCUUUCUCAACUCCAGCACCUGUCCAGAGAUACAUGGACACCUCCAUGCCAAAGAGCAAAGCAGGAAGUCUUGGAAGAAGUUUUACUUUGUCCUGCGGAGGUCGGGGCUUUAUUUCUCCAACAAGGGAACUUCCAAGGAACCCAGGCAUCUCCAGUUCAUUGCCGACUUUAGUGACAGUGAUGUCUACACAGUGUUGUCUGCCAAAAAACUACAUGGAGCACCUACAGAUUUUGGCCUCUGUGUCAAGUCCACAAAGUGCAGUUCUGUCCGGGACUUGAAGCUGCUUUGUGCGGAUGAUGAGCAGACCAGGACCUGCUGGAUCACAGCCAUGCGCUUGUUAAAGUAUGGGAUGCAACUGUACCAAAACUUCAUUCAGCCACACCAGAAGCAAAAAACUUCACCAAUGAAAAGCAUCUCUGAAAAUUCACUGGUGGCCAUGGACUUUUCUGGCCAAAAGAGCCGAGUGAUCGAGAACCCGUCUGAGGCGCUAUCUGUGGCUGUGGAGGAAGGCCUGUCAUGGAGGAGGAAAAGCUGCCACCGUCUGAACAGCCACGGGAGCCCCUCCACAUCACAGAGCUCAGUGUCAAACAUAGCCCUCCACUUGACUCAGUCCUGGUUCCACGGCAAACUGUCUCGGGACGAGGCUCAGCGUCUCAUCACUCAACAGGGUCUUAUCGAUGGAGUUUUUCUUCUGAGAGACAGCCAAAGCAACCCGAAGACAUUUGUACUGUCACUGUGCCACAUGCAGAAAAUCAAACACUUUCAGAUCUUACCUAUGGAUGAUGAAGGGGAGGUAUUCUACAGCCUGGAUGAUGGUCACACACGGUUCACUGACUUGAUCCAGUUGGUGGAGUUCUACCAGCUAAACCGUGGCGUGUUGCCCUGCAAGCUCAAACACCACUGUGCCCGGAUCACCCUGUGAACAAGGGAUCCAAGAGACCCCCGAGGGCCUACAUGCACCUUAACUCCGGGGCCUUUCUGGACAAACACUCCCAGUGUUCCUGUGCCUUGACGAAGAAAGAUAUAUACAGACUAAGUGAACAGCCAUGCUAACUGAAACCACUGUUAUCAUCUGCUGUCCACGUUGGUCCCUUCUUAUUUUUCUUUUUGAGAAAAAGCUGAAUUUGACAAUAGACUGUAUAAUAACUGACUACAUGUGCCCGAAGAUGAUGUACAGGUUUGUGACUAUUAUCCUUUGGCCCUGUAACGUGCCCAUAUGUGGCGGUAAAUUGUUCAAAGUCCAUGAUCCAAAACGUGACUUCUUGUACUGUAUAUUGUAGAGCUGAAGGUGUACUGCAAACAGCCUGUGCUUCUAACAAUAUCAUGACACAGAUGAAAGUUUUUUCUUGGUAAAUGACGUACAAUAUCUGAAACUGCAGUGUGUACACAGUGAUUAUAUACAUCUGUCAGUUAUGGUCUGACAAAGCUAAUGAUGGUAGAAUCCCAACAAGGGCAUCUUUUUUUUUUCUUCCUCGUUUUUUUUUUUUGGAACCAUAUCAUGCUGGGAAUUGUAGUACACAUCACCUGUGUCCUGUUAAAUUUGAGUAAGCUAUCUUACUUUUAAUUGUCAUUGUAUCUCUAAGUAUUCAGGUAUCUUUUUUUUUUUUUUUUACAAGAAAGAAAAUGAUCGUUGUUUUCUAUUUGAGAGAUGAAAUGACCUCUCAGGAAGUGUCACUGUGCAUGUCCUGUAAGCUGGGACUUGAGACUGCUGUAGAGAGACAGGGAGAGGUGUUAAUGUACAGGUGAAGAGAAACGGCACACAACCUCACUAGCCUGCACUGUACAUUCAUUUUAAAUAUAUGUGAUUAAAUGAAAUGUUUGUAUUACAUGAA
Messenger RNA from Larimichthys crocea (large yellow croaker), 2710 nucleotides. RefSeq names its product growth factor receptor-bound protein 14 (gene grb14). The transcript has 15 exons. Lineage: Eukaryota; Metazoa; Chordata; Actinopteri; Sciaenidae. Gene Ontology annotation, biological process: negative regulation of insulin receptor signaling pathway; insulin receptor signaling pathway. Gene Ontology annotation, cellular component: cytoplasm; plasma membrane. Bases 205 to 1800 code for a protein of 531 amino acids. The record is from RefSeq and is a predicted model, not a curated record.